CCUGAAAGGAAAACAUUAGGGUGGCGGCCAUAUUUUCGCCCCUCCUUUAACGCCCCUUUUUCCUCCCCUCACAAGGACCUGCCAUGGAGGAGACAAAGAUCAUCUACCACAUAGACGACGAGGAAACGCCUUACCUGGUCAAGAUCCCCAAAGCUCCUGAUAAAGUGACGCUAUCCGACUUCAAAAAUGUCCUCAACAGACCGAGCUACAAGUUUUUUUUCAAGUCCAUGGACGAUGAUUUUGGGGUUGUCAAGGAAGAAAUUAUAGAUGAUGAUGCGCCGCUGCCGUGUUUCAAUGGCCGUGUCGUGUCCUGGAUAGUGUCAGCGGACAGUAGCGUUGUAUCAGACAAUGUGUCACAGUGUGCUGAGGUGGAGGGAGGAAGGCCGCCCCCUUAUCAUCAUGGAGAAACUACCAGUCAGCUUGAAGACUCUACUUGUACAGAAACAGAGAGCGUCAUCUCCACACGGAGAGAGCGGCACCACAGAAGUUCGCGACACCAUAAGUAUGAUAAGUACAAUGAUCGACACUGUGUGGAUCCAAUGCGAAUCAAUGGUCAUGGAACACGUGUGCCUCGACAUCAUGGUUACGAGUCCUCCUCCAUGAUCAGCUCAGACCUUGAGUCAACCAGCUUCUUUGAUUCUGAUGAUGAUGCAUCCAGUCGCAUCACUGCCACCACCACAGGAAGCAGUAGUGUGUCAAGGCUGCAUGCGCGACACAGGCGGAAAAAGCAGCGGCGCCACCGUCUGCAGCCCGCCAUGUCCCGCACCUCCUCCAUCUCCUCCAUCACUGACUCCACCAUGUCCCUAAACAUCAUUACUGUUACUCUCAACAUGGACACAGUCAACUUCUUGGGCAUUUCCAUUGUAGGGCAAUCCAGCAAAGGAGGAGACGGGGGCAUUUAUGUGGGAUCCAUAAUGAAAGGAGGAGCUGUGGCCCUGGAUGGUCGCAUUGAACCAGGGGAUAUGAUAUUGCAGGUCAAUGAUAUUAACUUUGAAAAUAUGAGUAAUGAUGAGGCUGUUAGGGUGCUGAGGGAAGUUGUUCAAAAACCUGGGCCUAUUAAGCUUGUGGUAGCAAAGUGUUGGGAUCCAAAUCCGAAAGGUUACUUCACCAUACCUCGAACUGAGCCUGUACGACCCAUAGACCCUGGUGCCUGGGUGGCCCACACACAGGCGUGCCGGGGACUGCCAGGUGAGUUCCCUGGCCGCCCUCCCUCGGUCAGCACCCUCACCUCCACCAGCUCCUCCAUCACCUCCAGCAUCCCAGAGUCUGAGAGGCCGUAUGAGGAAAUGAAACUUACAAUCAAUACUCCGAUGGACACUAUAGUGAGAACGAUGGCAGCUCCUGACUCGGGUCUAGAAAUCAGAGACCGAAUGUGGCUCAAAAUCACCAUACCUAAUGCUUUCAUUGGUGCGGAUGUGGUGGAUUGGCUGCACCAGAGAGUGGAUGGUUUCCAGGAUCGGAGGGAGGCUAGGAAGUAUGCAGCACAGAUGCUCAAGGCAGGCUACAUUAGACACACCGUGAAUAAGAAGGACUUCUCAGAACAGUGUUAUUAUGUGUUCGGUGACCUUUGUGCCAAUAUGAUACUCACAGGCUUAGCAGGGUUGAAGUUGGGCGAGGACGACACUCUGAGCGAGGCCGACAGAGACACCCUCGCCCCUCUGCCCCCACCCUCAGGCACUUCCCCCUGGGGUGGCCCACACAUGCCUUAUGCUGGCACUUAUGUCCCCCCAGCCACUGGCUUCACACCCAUGCCAUUUAAUUACACCAAUGAAUCCUUUGCAUUUAAUAGAGAUGGCAGUACUAACAGUGGCUCAGGUAGUAGUGGAGGAACUCAGAAGAAAGUGGAGAGAAAAUCUGCUUCUCCAGCCCAGAGUGGAAGUGACAGCGAAGCAAGCCAGCGCAGUGCCCGUCGGAUAGGGAGUGGUGGGACUGGCUCAGGCAGUGGUAGUGUCGGUGGAGGGGGCGGAGGUGGCGGUAGUGGUGGUGUAGGAGGGGGAGGGACAAUUGGCACAGGGGGAGGAUCUAGUGGUUCAGAGCGCUCCACAGCCACCACCUUGUCUCAGCCACCCCAGCAGCCCCACCUGCCUCACCCCUCUCUUCAGCACCCCACAGGUGUGCCUCAAGUGUUUGCCUCACACCCUCCACUUCCUCCCUCCCACCAAAAAGGAAUUCCACCUGUGUCACAGCCAAACACCACCCAUCCACACCCUUCACACCCUUCACACCCUCCACACCCUUCACACCCUCCACACCCCCCACACCCAACACACCCUCCUCCUGGCAUCCCUCCCCAGCCCCACAGUCUCCCAGGUCACCCAGCAGGUAUCCCUCCUCCACCCCACAGCCAUCCCCAUCCUCCUCCUCCCUUCCCUCAUCCUCAGUCUAGCCAGCCACACCCUUCGGCUCCCCCAGCGCGCCUAGUGGAGCAGAUGAGUCCUGACCUGGCUGCGAGUACCAACAGUUUCAACCUGGCAAUGGAUAACCCCUGCAACUUUUUUGUUGAUUCUGUUUGAAGCUUUAAUAAUUUUGAGGAGGACAUCCAGGGUUACCAGUUCAGUGACCGCAGCUAGUCACAUGGAGGAGGGCCAGGGACCCCAGCGCGAGCUUAAAUCUCAGCGAAAAAUGUGUCAAAUCUCAGUGGAAGCUGCUAAGUGUUAUCAACCUAAGUGAUGUAACUACCUGCUUCAUGUUGCUUCUCAAAGGCCUUGCCCCCAAGUUGUGCUUCAGAACCUGACCGAGAUGAGUGGCUAAAGUGCCAUAAGGGAGUUUAGGUAGGGACUACAAUAACUCAGCCCUAAUAAUAUACUAUAUUUUUAUAUGAGUGUAUCAACAGUUAUCCACCGGCAGCUCAGUGUGACUGUGGAUUCUUUCUCCAGCAAAAUCAGAAGACAUCUCAUAUACUCUAUAUACAAGACUUCACAUACUUGAUUAUGUGCAUUGUGAAAAGAUAAUCUUUAAGUGGUAUUGAUACCUUGAGGCUUAGUCGUUGUCAGUGAGUAUCCAUAAGUGAUCUGGAGAAAGUAUUAUACAAUGAACUCUCUGCCCAUUUGAACAGGGGAUAUGGAGACAGUGCAACUACUUCAUAAAUCUUUUUGCUUGAAUAAUGUAGCUUCACCAGAAUAUUGUGAUACGACUCAUGCAACAUUACAUAUAUUAAUCAAGGUAAACUGGAAAUGUGAAGUAUAUUGAGUAACAUUUGACAUGAUUAGUGACUGUGCUAAAAAUUGUAAAUGUGCAAAGUUCAUCAGUUUGUUCAUCAACUCCCUGCUCAUGAAAAGCCAAAAAAGGUGGGCUAGUGCUCUCUAAGUGCAAUUUACUAAUAAGAAGCAUCAAAAAGAAUGGCUUCAAGAGUCAAUUCAAGGUUAUUAUGCAAUAAUGUAACAGAACCACUACGUGGUGUCCCAAAGUAGCUUAAUGAAUUACAUCCAAUUAUGCAACUUUGUAAAUGUAAAGAUAUUGUUCUUGACUUUUUUUUAAGGUGCAUUGUUAAUUCUCUGCUCUUAAAUGUAUUACCUAAAUCUUUAUUUUAGGAAGAAAUGAUUACAAGGUCGCCAAAAUAAAUCGGGGGACUCAUGGAGUGGAUACUGAUAAGACUGAAACAUUUGUAAGGCUAAUUUGGUGGUGCAGAAUUGUUUUCUUUGUGAGAACAAAUGGCACUUGAGUGUUCACAAACUAGGGAAGAAGUAUUCACACUUCUGAUUUUUGUCAUGAAAAUCAAGACUCAGCGUGAGUAGUCACGGAGUGGGCUGUGAGUCCGUGUUUUCCUUGACACACUCAUUGAAGUGCAGCUACCAAAAUAGUUUUGAAACCCUUGAUUUUAUUGACAGGCAAACCUUUGAGUUCCAAGCACUUGUUAACAUUUCUUUAUGGUAAAGUAAAUUGCAUGUGACUGUGAGAGAAGCAAGUACAUUUGAUAGGGCAAAAUAUUGCUUGUAUGGAAACUUUUAAGGGAAAUAUGUUAAGACUUACCCAAGCCAGUUUUAGUUAAAUGACAUUUAUCUGAAGACAUCAAGUUAUUCAUUCUCAUUCACAAUGAUGGUAAUGUAUACGACAUUGUUGUUUGUGACAUGUUGCCUUGUUUCAUGUUACGACAACAUAACUAUUGCUUUAAUUGGUUAACAUGUGGGCUGUAAGAUAGGGCUUGUGUUGUAAAGGACGAGCAGCUAUGACAUCAAAAGUAUAAGCUAACAUGGUUGUGGCAGAUUAAUGCUAGAUAUGUGGUGUGUGCUGGUAAUCUGCUUGAUGCAUGAAGUAGCCAGGGAAAUUGUCAAGUUGAUCUAUGACAAAAAAAAUGUUCAGUCCACCAUUUAAGCAGUGUGAGUGCUUAAUGACCACUGUGCUUUCAUUUCUGUACAUAAUAUUUGUAAUUUUUGGAAGAUGAGUCUAAGAAAGGUGAUAGGGCAUAAAUUCAUUAUGUAUACUGUUGUCAUCUAUUACAAGUAGAGCAGAAUUGCCACUUAUGUAUGAGAUAUCUCCCCAAGACCCGAUGAAAAGCUGAAAGUCCUGUGAAAUAAGAAGUUGAUAUCCUGGAAAAUGAACCAUCAUUCAGCCUGUACAUGAUGGCUGGUACUUGCCUUGCUUAUAUAACAAAGAACUCUAUUUAUUCCAAAAACUGUCAAGUAGUAAAACUAAGAUUAAUUGUUCUCUUGUGUUAUGCAACUAUUUGACUAUUGGUAUGGUAUCUUCUUUUUUUCUGGAGCAAAACAGAAACUACAAAGGCAUAAGAUUACCUGAGGCUGGAUAUAUGUCACCUGCUGGUUCAGGUUUAAGUAAUUUUUCAAUCAUUUUGUGUACAUACAUGCACCACAACAUAUAUGCACAGUUGUUAUGAUUGAACUUGAAUCUUCACAUUUGCUUUCAUUUCAUUACCUAUUUCUCAUUUGAGAUGCCUUAUCAAGAAUGGUUGAUGAUGUUAAAACGGAUCUCGUCUUUCUUACUCAUUUAUCAUUACUGUUUCCUGCUUCAGGGAAGAAAAUACUAGCAUAGAUGCUAUCCAUGUUGAAGAGUGAAUGAGCACAGAACAAGUUGUCCCAGUCUCAUAGUAAACAAAAAAAAGAUGAUAUGGUGACAGUCGUUUGAAUUUGUUAAAUUAUGUUAAGUAAGCAUAACACUGAAGUAAAAAGAAUUAGUUUUUGCCCUUGCAAAAAAAUAUUGUUGGGCUACUCUACUAUUAAGGUUUUUGUUCUUUAGUUUUGUAAUUAAAGUACAAGUAUGUUUAAAGAUAAUAUCUACAUAGGUGGCAAUUCUACAACUGCCUUGCCUAAGUUUCAAAACUUUCAUUGUCAAAAUUUAGAUACAGAAUUAAUUUUGUGUGCAGUAACAAUAAUAAUAUUAAUGAGGAAUGAAAGAGCAAGCAAAUUCCAAAUGGUUGGUUGAAGCAGAGGCUCUGCUCCUUGGUAGCCUUGGUAGGAGGUGUUUGCCCUAGCUUAUGAAUUGCUACUCGUCACAAGUACUAGUGGUUCAUGAGUUCCUAAUUUUUGUGCAAAAUUGUGGCAGAGAUCUUGACAAGGACGUUUAUAGCACAAACUAUUAUUAUCACUAUUUCUUGCUGUUUACAAGUUACUUUAACUGUUAAUUAAUUAUAUUAUGUGUACUACAUUUGUUAAGUUAUAAUGAGCUUUUUUAAUAUUAAUCUAAUUAUUGGCAGCUUCUUAAUCAAGUAGUGAGAAUUUUAAAGCACAACUUUGAUUAUGUUUCAGGGUGAACUUUUGUCAUCUAAUUGAAGGGCUGGAAGUCACCAUAUCAUACUGUAAAUAUAUGAAAUUUUACCGUGUACCAUUGUGUCUUCGCUUGCAGCCUGUGAUGCAAUCAGCCAGACAAUAAGUUUCGUCUUAGCGGUAGUUUUCAGUAUGUUGUCUCUGCCAUUUUAUUGUGAUUUAUGUCUUGUUCCUUUACAUUUUGUAAAUGUAUUUAUGUACAUAGAAAAGUAUGAAAGAAUCUUCUUUACUGCAGAAUGGCUUCUGCAUAUCUGUGACCAUAAUAUAUGCUGGAUAUAUAUAGAGUCUACUUUAAAACAUAUAAUUACAGUCUCAUGAAAUGCCCCCAUUGAUGAAUGGUUUUAUACAGAAGAAAAUAAGUAAUUUAAGCUACAACAGAAUGAAAGGGGUUCAGGUUGAGUGGCAGAAGGAAAAUUAAGGAGGAAACCAAGGAUUCAAGGUUCUACAACUGUUAAUUUUUUUAACUUUUACAUACUCCUGCUUCAGGGAUACUCAUUAAUGCUCUUAAGUAUGUGUUGCAUAAUUCUUGUCAGUGGAAUACCAUGACGACCUGUAGAUACAAACCAACUUGCUUUGCUGGUACAGGUGUAUUAUGUAUUUUUAUUAAUUGGCGCAGGAUUCAACAUUAUCUGUUCAUUGAGGAGCAACCCAAACAAGUCUGACUACUUCUGUUGUGCUUCGUUGAUAACGGUUCGGAUUUGUACUCCGUGGGAUCCAUUCUGGUUCUUAUAAUUGUAAGUCAUAGAGGUCAAAAUAUAUACUUGAACAUGU
Messenger RNA from Portunus trituberculatus (swimming crab), 6488 nucleotides. It is a transcript of the gene dsh, whose product is annotated as segment polarity protein dishevelled homolog DVL-3-like. Lineage: Eukaryota; Metazoa; Arthropoda; Malacostraca; Decapoda; Portunidae. The coding region runs from base 84 to 2513 and encodes 809 amino acids. Gene Ontology annotation, molecular function: frizzled binding. Gene Ontology annotation, cellular component: cytosol. The transcript has 15 exons. The record is from RefSeq and is a predicted model, not a curated record. Gene Ontology annotation, biological process: intracellular signal transduction; canonical Wnt signaling pathway.